Messenger RNA from Podarcis muralis (Common wall lizard), 8681 nucleotides. The record is from RefSeq and is a predicted model, not a curated record. Lineage: Eukaryota; Metazoa; Chordata; Lepidosauria; Squamata; Lacertidae.
AUGUGGCCUUCUAAAGGAGAGGAGGCUUAAGGACCUUCAGGAGUCUAGCUUCCAUCAUUAGAGAAGCACAUUGUUGAUGGGCAAUUUAAAUUUUGCACAGAAGCAAAGAUGAUGGGAUCUAUAGUGUUCCUGCUCUUGUUAAUUCUGCCUGUCUCAGCACUAGAUGUUGAACCUUUUGCACAAUGUAGCCUUUUUGGAGAGCACCACAUUAAAACAUUUGAUGAAUCUUUGUAUGAUUUUGCCGGUGACUGCAGUUAUCUGCUUGCUGGAGACUGUCACACGAGAUCCUUCUCACUCUUGGGCGAUUACCAGAAUGGAAAAAGAAACAGUAUUUCCCUGUACCUCGGAGAAUAUUUUGAUAUUCAUUUGUUUUUAGAUGGCACGGUGACUCAAGGUGAUGGAAGGAUUUCAAUACCUCAUGCCUCCAAUGGAGUAUUUAUAGAAAUGGAGGCAGGUUAUUAUAAGUUAUCCAGUGAAGAACAUGGCUUUGUGGUGAAGGCUGAUAUCAGUGGAAACAUUCAUAUAAUCCUUGCGGACAAGCACUACAAUAAGACCUGUGGACUCUGUGGCAACUUGAAUAGCUUUGGUGAGGAUGAUUUCAUGACACAAGAAGGAACUCUGGAAGAGAACCCCUACAUUUUUGCUAACUCCUGGGCCAUGCACAGUGAAGAGAGGAGAUGCCAGCGGGUGAAUCCCCCAAGCUAUACCUGCAACAUUUCAUCUGAGAUGGAAGAGAAGGGCGUUAUAGAAAAUUGCCAGCUGCUGAGGACAUCCACUGUGUUUUCCCAAUGUCAUCACUUGGUUGAUCCCGAGCAAUUCAUUGGCCUCUGUGAAGAAGACAUCUGCAGAUGUGCCCAGGAUAGGAACUGCCACUGUCCCGUUUUUCUAGAGUAUGCCAGAAACUGUGCUCGGCUAGGUGUGAUUCUGGAAGGAUGGCCUGACAGCGCUUCAUGCCGGCCAGGAUGUCCAGUUGGCUUGGAGUACAAGGAGUGCACAUCCCCUUGUGCCAAAACCUGCCAGAGUUUGAAUAUCAAUGAAGUGUGCCAAGAAAAAUGUGUCGAUGGCUGCAGCUGCCCUGAGGGCAAGCUGCUUGAUGGAGACCUCUGUGUUGACAGCUCUGACUGCCCCUGCCUACAUUCAGGCAAGCGCUACUCUCCCGGCUCUUCUGUCUACCAGGACUGCAACUCAUGUAUUUGCAGGCAUGGCACCUGGAUCUGCAGCAAUGAACCUUGCCCAGGUGAAUGCUCUGUCACUGGCCAAUCACAUUUCAAGAGCUUUGACAACAAGUAUUUCACCUUCAGCGGCAUCUGUCAUUACUUGUUUGCCAGAGAUUGUGCAGAGAACACCUUUUCUGUUUUCAUAGAGACUGUCCAGUGUGCUGAUGACCCUGAUGCGGUAUGUACCCGAUCAGCCUCUGUCCAGCUUCUGGAGGAGAACAGCAUUAUUAAACUGAAACACGGUGGGGUCGUUUCUUUGAACGGGCAGGAUGUACAAAUCCCUUUCACGCAAGGUGCUCUUCGUAUCCAGCACACCGUAAUGUCUGCAGUUCGUCUGAGCUAUAAAGAGAAUAUACAGAUUGACUGGGAUGGGCACGGAACUCUUUCGAUGAAGUUACCCUCAGAAUUCACGGAACGAACUUGUGGUCUGUGUGGCAACUACAAUGGCAACCAAGGAGAUGAUUUCCUGACACCUUCUGGCCUGGUGGAAACUCUUGUGGAAGACUUUGGGAAUUCCUGGAAGCUCAAAGAAGAUUGUCAAGAUUUGCAGAAGCAAGAUAGCAACACCUGCAGUCUCAACCCGCGCUUAGCCAAGUACGCUGAAGGCUCGUGCUCAGUUCUGUUAUCCCCGUUGUUUGAACCUUGCCAUCGCAAAGUCAGUCCUUCUCCGUACCUCAAGAAUUGCCGCUAUGAUGUCUGUUCUUGUUCCGACGGAAAAGACUGUCUGUGUACCGCCGUCUCUGCUUAUGCGAUGGCCUGCGCUCGCAAAGGAGUUCUCAUCAGCUGGAGGAAGCCAGAUUUUUGCGCUUUGAGUUGUCCAGAAGGUCAGAUUUACCAGCAGUGUGGAAGUCCAUGCAAUCAGACUUGCCGAUCCUUGUCCUAUCCAGAUACAAACUGCAAUGAGUUUUGCAUGGAAGGUUGCUACUGCCCUGCUGGAUUAUUCCUUGACCAGCAGGGAGACUGUGUGCAAAAGUCCCAGUGUUCUUGUUACUACGAUGGCGAGAUCUUCCAGCCAGACGACGUCUUCUCCGAUCAUCACACCAUGUGCUAUUGUGAAAACGGCUUCAUGCAUUGUAGCUCAAACAGACUUCCAGGGGCUUUCCUGCCAGACGUUUUCUUUCAACAUCGUCCUUCUGCCAGAGCAAAACGAAGUUUGGCCUGCAGGCACCCAAUGACCAUGUUUGUAUGUCCUGCAAAUGACCCAAGAGCUAAAGGAAUUGAAUGCAUGAAGACGUGCCAAACCUAUGAAUUGGGCUGUUUCAGCCAAGGAUGUACAUCCGGCUGCCUCUGUCCCACUGGAUGGGUAAGACAUGGAAACAAAUGCAUCGUACCUGAAAAAUGCCCCUGUUUUCAUAACGGGCGAGAGUAUGCUCCAGGGGAAACAGUCAUGAAAGAUUGCAAUACCUGUGUCUGUCGGGCUCGGAAGUGGGAAUGCACAGAAAAUGUCUGUGACGGCACUUGUUCAGUCAUUGGCACAUCUCAUUACUUGACCUUUGAUGGACUGAAAUACAGGUUUCCAGGGAACUGUCAGUAUGUGCUAGUUCAGGAUUACUGCGAUGGUAGUGAUGAUUCUGGAACCUUCCGAGUACUCAUUGCCAAUGAGGGAUGUAGCUUCACAGGAGAGACAUGCACUAAAAGGAUUAGCAUUCUCUUUGACAGUGGAGUGAUUGAGCUGUACAACGGAGAUGUAAACAUCUUGACACCUCCUAGAGAAGAAGUCAACUUUGAAGUCUUGAAGUCUGGGCGUUACUACAUCUUGUUGCUGGGUGGAGGAGGAAUUGCUCUCACUUGGGAUCGAGACAUGGGCCUUACGGUUAUUCUGAAAGAGAACUAUAAAGAUAAAGUAUGUGGUCUGUGUGGCAAUUUUGAUGGUAUCCAAAACAAUGACUUGACCAGCAGCAAAAACCAGCUUGAAGUGGAUCCAAGUGACUUUGGGAAUUCCUGGAAAGUUAAUUCACAGUGUGCUGAUGUCACAAAGCUUUCUCAGGGACAGAGCUUGGCAUCUUCAUUGUGCAAUGGCAAUGUGGUGAAGCAAGUGAUGGUGGAAACGUCUUGCAACGUCCUGAACAGCAACACCUUCAAAGAGUGUAAAAAAUUGGUGGACCCUGAGCCAUAUGUGGAUAUCUGCCUGUAUGACACCUGUGCUUGUGAAUCCAUUGGGGAUUGUGCUUGCUUCUGUGACGUCCUAGCUGCCUAUGCCCAUGCCUGUGCACAGAAAGGAGUUGUGGUUCACUGGAGGUCUCCUACUUUAUGCCCACAAAGUUGUGAAGACAUGAACAAGGAAGGAGGAGGAGGAGGAGGAUACCUGUGUGAAUGGCGAUACAACAGCUGUGGCCCUGCCUGCCCAAAGACAUGCCAGCACUUGGAUCCAGUGGUCUGCCCUGUGAAGUGUGUCGAAGGAUGUCAUGUUCAUUGUCCAACAGGGAAAAUACUUGAUGAGCUGUCAGAGUCUUGUGUUGAUCUUGAAGAAUGCCCGGUGUGUGAAUUAGACAAUCUCCGGAUUCCCCACGGGAAGAGGAUCGUGUUGAACACUGAAGAUGCGGAGCUCUGCCGAUCCUGCCAUUGUGAAGGACGAAACUUGACAUGUCAUAGAUGUGAUCCAAAGGAGACAGAUGAAAUCCUAAUGACCACAACUAUUGCUCCAGAAGAUCAGAUAACCUAUGAAUACUCUUGCAGUAAAAUGAUGGACCUUGCUUUCUUGGUCGAUGGCUCCAAUAAGCUUUCUGAGAGUGAUUUUGAACAGCUGAAAGCUUUCAUAAUUGGCAUGAUGGAAAAACUCCACAUCUCCCAGAAAAGAAUCCGCCUGGCGAUCCUAGAAUACCGAACUGGCUCACACAUUUACCUUGGCCUCAAAGAUAUCAAAAAGCCAUCUCAAAUGAGGAGGAUUGUCCAGAAUAUAAAAUACACUGGUGGAGAUGUUGCCUCUGCGACUGAAGUACUUAAGUAUGUUGUAUUCCAUGUGUUUGGGAAGGCUCCACGAACAAACGCUGCCAGAAUCGCUGUUUUACUUACAGCUAGCAAGGAUCCGAAGAAAAUUCAAACGAUCUUCCCACUUUUGAAAAAGAAGAAAAUCACCGUAAUACCAGUCGGACUUGGACCUCAUAUCAGCAUUGACCAAAUUCAGUUAAUUGAAAGGCAGUCACCUGAGAAUAAAGCCUUCAUAAUGAACAGUGUGCUUGAACUAAGGGAACGUAGGGAUGAAAUAAUUGAUUACUUCUGUGGCCUUGUGCCUGAAGUAAGUGCCAUGUUGUUUACCACACAGCCCCCUAUUGCAACCAUUCCCAGUGUCACCGCAGUCCCUAGACUCGGCUGGGAGUUAACCAGAGCAGCCCCAACAACAUUUUUAGUUUCUGUUCAUAAGGCCAUGGACAUUGUUUUUUUACUUGAGGGGUCUGACAAAGUUGGCGAGGAGAAUUUCAAUUUGGUCAAAGAGUUCAUCGCCCGCACAAUCAGAGAAAUGGAUAUCGGAGAAGAAACCAUUCAUAUCACGAUCAUUCAGUACUCGUUCACAAUCACGGUGGAAUAUUCCUUCAGGGACAGACAGUCAAAAACCGACCUGAUUAAGAAGGUGAGGGAGAUCAAGUUCCGUGGAGGAAAUGCCACCAACACCGGAAAGGCUCUCAACUUUGUCUCUGAACAAACUAUAGCCACAAGCAGAAGGGGAAGAAGGCAAGCUCCACACUUGGUGUACAUGGUGACUGCGAAUCCUGCCACAGAUACUAUCACUCGCCUACCCACUGAUGUCAACCUCAUUCCCAUUGGCAUAAGCCCUAACGCCAACAUCCAGGAACUCAGAGAGUUAAGCCAGCCUCAGACUCCCAUCAUCUUAGAGGAUUAUGACAGACUCAUCCAAGAAGGACCGGACUUGAUAUUAAAAACAUGCUGCUCAAGGGAAGAAACCUGCAGCAAACCAAUGGAUGUCAUAUUUCUUCUGGAUGGGAGCUCGAAGGUUAGCAAAUCAGAAUUUGAGGAAAUGAAACAAUUUGUGAAAGCGUUUAUUGAGCACAGCAAUGUUGGUCAAACUACAACUCAGGUGGCAGUUCUUCAAUAUGGAAAAGCAAAUAGUUUGGAAAUUUCAUGGAAUGUACCCCAAGAAAAAGCGAGCCUAUUGUCUCUGGUGAGCUCAAUUCACCAAAGAGAGCAAGGCCCCAGCAAACUAGGAGAAGUGAUUGACUUCACAGUUCAGCAUGCUGUUUCUGAAGCCAACGGAGGAAGACCCAACGCUUCGAAGAUAGCUGUGAUCAUUGUAUCUGCCCCAUCACAAGAUUCCGUGGAGGCUGCUGUAUAUUCUGCAAGAGUCAAUAGGGUAUCAUUGCUUCCCAUUGGAGUUGGAGACAGAUAUGAGAAGGCACAACUGCGGACUUUAGCUGGGCCAUCUGUCCCUGACAGGAUAAUCGAGCUGCAACGGUUUGAUGACCUUCCAACUCUGCUGGCACCGGGUGAUACAUUUUCCAGGAAACUUUGCACAGAGCCUCUCUUAGAGUGCAUAGAUGAGGAUGGGAAUGUGAGGGCACCUGGUGACAAAUGGACAUUGCUGGAUCAAUGUCACACUGUGACAUGCUUCCCGGGUGGCCGCACAGCUCUGGAGAGCCAUGGAAUUAAUUGUGAGAAGAUGCCCAGACCAACAUGUCGCAACAGUCUCCCUGCUAUUAAAGUAGAGGAAACAUGCGGCUGCCGUUGGGUGUGUCCAUGCACCUGCAUGGGAAGCUCAACCAGGCAUAUUGUCACCUUCGAUGGACUGGAUUUCAAACUGACAGGCAAUUGUUCCUACACAUUGUUUGAAGACAAAGAACAUGAUAUUGAAGUUGUUCUUCGCAACAGGCCUUGCAGUUUAACCCCAAGAUUCAAUUGCAUGAAUGCCAUGGCGAUCACAUACAAGGGCUCGUCUGUGCUGCUCUUCAGCAACAUGACGGUUGCUGUGAAUGGCAAAACAACUAAUGUUCCUUAUGCCGACGGUCAUGUUGCAGUCAAUGUCUAUGGAGCAAUAAUGCACGAAAUCCGGUUCUCUCUUCUGGGUCACAUCCUCUCCUUCACUCCAAGCAACAAUGAAUUUACUUUACAACUUAGCCCAAAGAGCUUCGCUUCAGAAACGCAUGGCCUUUGUGGGAUCUGUGACCAAAACAGUGGCAAUGACUUGGUGCUAAGAAAUGGCUCCUUUACAUCCGACAGCAGCCUCUUCAUUGAAGAAUGGACAGUGAAGCAGCCAGGGGAGAUCUGUGAGGUGAACAGAGCUGGCCAAUGCGUUGGCCAUGCCACGACAAAGUGCAGCAUCUUGCUGUCUCCUCAGUUUUACGAAUGUCACCAAAUCAUUCCUCCAAACUUGUACUAUGCAGCUUGUGAAGAAAACAACUGCUAUGGUGAUGAAAUAUGUGAGAUCAUCUCUUCCUACGCACAUCUCUGCAGGAUGCAAAGGAUCUGUGUGGAUUGGAGAUCUCCAGAGUUUUGUGCUAUUGAAUGUCCAGUCUCGAUGAGGUAUGGCUACUGUCAAGGAGGCUGCAUAAAGCACUGUGGGAAUGGUACCAACACAGAAAUCUGCACGGAUUAUCCCACAGAAGGCUGUUUCUGCCCACAGGGACAAGUGACCAUGGAUGGCAGGUGUGUUCACGAAGAAGAAUGCACCCAGUGCAUCAGUGAGGAUGGGACACGCCACCAGCACUUGGAAACGUGGAUUCCUUCCAAUGAACCCUGCAAGAUCUGCAUGUGUCUAGAAAAUAGGACCAUCAGCUGUGCCAUUCAGCCUUGUCCAACCCCCCAGCCUCCUGCUUGUGGUUCCUGUGAAAUUCCAAGAUUACGAAGGGAUUCUGAGCAGUGUUGCCCGUUCUACGAAUGCGUCUGCGACCUGGUCAGUUGCAAAAUGCCUGCUGUACCUCAUUGUGAAGAUGGUCUCCAGCUUUUGCAGACGAAUCCUGGAAAAUGCAGGCCAGAUUAUGCAUGUGUGUGCAAAAAAGAGGAUUGCAACCCACAGCCAAUUGCUCCCUGCCCACCUCACAGGAAGCUGACUAUUAAGAAGACUCAGUGUUGUGAUGAAUUUCAGUGUACUUGUGACUGUGUCAAUUCAACAGUGGCCUGCCCUGCUGGAUACUUAUCAACAACUCUCACUAACGACUGUGGCUGCACAUCUACCACCUGCAACCCCGACAAGGUUUGCGUCCAUCAAAAUGUUGUCUAUCCUAUUGGGAAGAUUUGGGAGGAAGGCUGCACAGAAUGUUCUUGCACAGAUAUGGAAGAUGCUGUUACCGGGCUUCGGAUUACAGAAUGCCUUGAGAAGGAGUGCAAUAAGAUUUGUCCACCGGGAUAUAAGUAUGUGAACAAGGAAGGAGCGUGUUGUGGGAAAUGUCUGAAGACGAUGUGCGACGAGGUGUCACACUGGUCUCCGGGAGAUGAAGAUGUCCAUUGGCAUGAGGUUGGCUCCGAGUGGCCUUCCCCGUCCGAUCCAUGCAUCAUCAGAGAAUGCGUCCGGGUGAAUGAGGAGGUGUUUAUUCAGACAAAGAACGUCUCGUGCGCUCAGGCACAGCAACCCAGUUGCCCAUUUGGAACCGAACUGCACUGUGGCCGAACAACUGGCUGCUGUCCUACAUGCCACUGUGAACCUGUAAGCGGCUGUGUUUUGAAUGGCACCGUUCUUGCGCCUGGGAAACGCAUGCUGUUGGAUCAGUGCACCAGCUGUCAGUGCAGCCUACAGAGGGGACUGUUUUUGAAGUAUAAGUUGACAUGUGGAAAAAUCACCUGUGAACCUUGCCCCAAGAAUUACAGGAUGGAAAAAGUCUCUGGCUCCUGCUGCGGCAAAUGCUUGCCAUCUGCAUGUUCCAUACAGCUAAGGAACAGAACCAUUAUUUCCCUGAAGCCCACUGAAAUGAUCCAAGAUGGGUGCGACACCCAUUAUUGCAAAGUCAACAUGAAAGGAGAUUUCACCUGGGAGAAGAGAAUCACUGCUUGCCCGCCAUUUGAUCCCAACAAGUGUCUGUCUGAAGGAGGCAAAGUCGCAAACCUUGACAACACAUGCUGCAAAACAUGUGUAGAGCCAGAAUGCAAGCAAAUCACAGGCAGACUGGAAUAUGUGAAAGUGGGCGACUGUGUGAAUGAAAGCCAGCUGAACAUCCACUACUGUGAGGGCAAAUGCACAAGCAGAGCCAUUUAUAACAUUACACUGAACAGCAUUGAAGAUCGGUGCACCUGUUGUUCGGCUACAGCGACAGAGUCCAUGCGAGUGCCCCUCCGCUGUGCCAAUGGCUCCAUCGUACAGCAUGAAGUCUUUAGCGCCAGACAGUGUGAAUGUCUCUCUCGGAAAUGCAAGCCAUAAAUAUCUCUGGGAGCUAAUGUGAAUUUUUUUGUGUGCCCAGCUGCCAAGAAAUUUACAAUCCAAUUCUAAUUUUCUUUGUGUAUUUUGUAUUUUGAUACUGUUCUUCUAGCCAUGGCAUUCAUUGUAACAUACCAAGCAAUAAACUCUGAACUCAUUUAGCCACA